UGAAAAACAGCUGACCCAGCUGUCUUGUCUUAUACUUAAAUACUGUUUUUGUUUACAAGUUAAAAUAUUAUUAUAGUUUUAUAGUGUGAAUUUAGUACUGAAGCGGCAUAUUGUAAAAUUUCACGGGGUAAAUUAUUGAACACGAUGGUGGGUGAAACUAAGGCAAUACUUUAUGGAUUCUGGCUGUCAUCGUGCUCGUGGAGAGUCCGUGCUGCGUUACAUCUGAAGCGGGUUCCGUACGUGGAACGAAACGUGGACAUCGUGAAGGAACGAAGUCAACUCACUCAGGAGUUUGAGGCGAUCAACCCGACACAGAAAGUACCAGCUUUGUCUAUCGAUGGCACCACGAUCGUGGAAUCAAUGGCAAUAAUUCAAUAUCUAGAGGACACAAGACCGAUCCCGGCACUGACCCCGACAACCCCGCUACUAAAAGCUCGGAUGCGAGAAGUUUGUGAGGUGAUUGUAUCUGGAAUCCAACCGCUACAAAAUGUCGGGCUUAAGAGUCACUUUGGGAACGAGACCGAGUAUACGAGAUUUACCAAGUAUUGGACGGAACGCGGCUUGAUAACUCUCGAGAAAAUGUUAAAUAAAACUUCAUGUGAUAAAUACUGUGUUGGCAAUCAAUUCACAAUGGCUGAUUUAUGUUUGGUGCCUCAGUUGUUUAAUGCUGUAACAAGGCACGAAUUAGCUCUCAAUAAAUAUCCAACACUUUCGAAAUUAUAUGAAAGUUUGCUGCAAGAAGAAUGCUUUGUGUGUACGCAUCCAAAUGAAGUUAAACGUCAAAAAUUAUCACAAUAAUGUUUUUUUAUUAUUUACUAGCUGACCCGACCGACGUUGUUCUGUAUAUAAUAAAUAAAAUAAGGUUUUUAUAUGAAUUUGUCAAUAAUAUACCAUAACAUCAAAAAUUACUUCGUAAAAUAUGCACCCUGCUGUCGUAAUGAAAUUGUUUCGCAGCAGAACUGUCAAACCGUGCGGCAAUAAAUUCUUUCAUAGAAAUUAUGUAUGGACACAUUAAAGGAAAAACAAAUUUGU
Leptidea sinapis is the source of this 1032-nucleotide messenger RNA. RefSeq names its product probable maleylacetoacetate isomerase 1 (gene GSTz2). Lineage: Eukaryota; Metazoa; Arthropoda; Insecta; Lepidoptera; Pieridae. The coding region runs from base 145 to 798 and encodes 217 amino acids. Gene Ontology annotation, biological process: L-phenylalanine catabolic process; glutathione metabolic process. The transcript is spliced from 5 exons. The record is from RefSeq and is a predicted model, not a curated record. Gene Ontology annotation, cellular component: cytoplasm; mitochondrion. Gene Ontology annotation, molecular function: maleylacetoacetate isomerase activity; glutathione transferase activity.